AUGGAUUUGAUCUUUGAACCUCAGAGGGGCACGCAGUUCACCAUUGAAAUUGGAUACUUCGACACCGUGCAAGAGAUCAAAGAAAAAGUUCAGAAAUAUCAAGGCAUUCCCGCCUCUACUCAAACCCUAGUCUUCAACGGCAACAUCCUCCAAGACGAUCUCAACGUCCACUCCUCCGAAAUCCUCGAUCGCUCCCACGUCCAGCUCCUCGUCGCCGCCUCCGAUUCCGAUUCCGACAAGCAUACCGCCGCCGCCGCCACCGGCAAUGCCGAAGAACCACCGCCACUACCGCCGUCAUCGCCGCCGCCUCCGGAUCGUAAAUCUAUCCUGAUCUUCUUAAAAAUACUCGGAGCCAACAAACAAGGCGUUUCUCUGGAAGUUGAAGUCACCGAUACGAUCCGGAAAUUGAAAGAGAAGAUCGAAGAAGCGGACGGAAUUCCGGUGAGUAGAAUAACGGUUUACGCGAACGGAUCUGAGCUGUUAGACGAUCGGACGCUACACGACUACGAACUCUCCGAUCACUCCGAAGUGGAGGUGAGCUUUAAGCCAUUGCCGGCGACUACAACGACCUCGUCCGCAUCCUCCGGGAACACGAACAGUUCGAAGAAGCUUCGUAUAACGGUGCUGUCGCAAUGCGAAACGAAGAAGAUUCCGGUGGAGAUGAACCCGUCGGAAAACGUAGGGGAGUUGAGGAAAGAGCUUGAGAGAUUGAAGGAGCAAUGGCAACUGGAGCUCCCGGACGAUGGCUACUUCUUCAUAUACAAGCAGAACGUGAUGGACGAUGAUCGGUCUUUUAGAUGGCACAAUGUUGGUCAAGGUGAGACCAUUGAGAUCUUUAAUGGUAGCGUCACUGGUGGAGGUUGA
This is a messenger RNA of Ipomoea triloba (trilobed morning glory), 864 nucleotides long. RefSeq names its product polyubiquitin-like. Gene Ontology annotation, cellular component: cytosol; nucleoplasm. The coding region runs from base 1 to 864 and encodes 287 amino acids. The transcript has a single exon. Gene Ontology annotation, biological process: proteasome-mediated ubiquitin-dependent protein catabolic process. The record is from RefSeq and is a predicted model, not a curated record. NCBI's taxonomy places the organism in Eukaryota, Viridiplantae, Streptophyta, Magnoliopsida, Solanales, Convolvulaceae. Gene Ontology annotation, molecular function: proteasome binding; ubiquitin binding; polyubiquitin modification-dependent protein binding.